Messenger RNA from Baudoinia panamericana UAMH 10762, 1632 nucleotides. RefSeq lists its product as uncharacterized. The transcript has a single exon. The record is from RefSeq and is a predicted model, not a curated record. Gene Ontology annotation, biological process: mitotic spindle organization. Gene Ontology annotation, cellular component: dynactin complex; cytoplasm. NCBI's taxonomy places the organism in Eukaryota, Fungi, Ascomycota, Dothideomycetes, Mycosphaerellales, Teratosphaeriaceae. Bases 301 to 1590 code for a protein of 429 amino acids.
UGCUGUACUGUACUGCUCUGUACAUGUGCAUGUGCAUCACCCACCCACUCCCACUUUCCGUUCGUAAUCCAUCUUUCCCGUUGUGGGAAUGUGGGAUAGUCCAGAUACGGUGCGUGCACGUGAUGUCGCGUUCGGUUCGAGUGGGAACCGUUUACCGUCUGCCCACCCCACAUUGAUCGGAAGCGUGACUUCCCUCUCCGGACUGUGUGAUCUUCACCACUCUCCCAUCAUCAACGGACUCAAGCUUCUUAAUAGCAUAACACUCAUGACUUGUUGAAACACACCGAGAUCGAGCAAAACAUGCACCCCCUCUCCUCCCUCCCCGGCUACGACACCGCUCCAGAUGUGUACGAGACCGCCGCCGCCGCCGCCGAUCCGGCUGCCGAGGACACGGUCUCCAGUCUCCCCACAACGGCAGGUUCGGGUGUAGAGACCGAUGCGACCACCGAAGACGACGAAAGUGGGACGGACGACGAGGGAGGACAUGGGAUCAGUCAUCGCCGGCUCCACCCUUUGGAAGCGCGGGCGCGGUUUAGGGAGACGGAGGGGUUGGUGAGGGUGGGGAGGGGUGUGGAGUUUGGGGAUCGGAUCGGCAGGAAAGGGACGGGGACGGGGACGGGGACGGGGAUGGGAAGGGCGAGGGGGUACAGAGUCCGCAAGCGGAGAGACGGGGACGAGGAGGAGGAAGAGGGGCUGGAGAAGAGGAUUGCGAGGUUGCGGAGGGAGGUGGAGGAGUGUCGGGCGCUUGCUGAGGCUGAGAGGGAGAAUGAGGAGGUGGGAGGGACGGAGGGGCAAGGUGGAGAGGGGAGGGGCGAGGGUCAUGAGGGCGGUGAGGGGAAGGGUGAGGGUGUGGAGGGGUUGAGUAGGAUGUUGGCUGCGAUUGAGGUCCCAGAGAUUGGGCGACGCGGGGGGUGGAGAGGGGAUGGGGCUGAUGGCCGUGCGACGGUGUUGCCAAGCAGAGCGCAGGAAGAGGGCGAUCACGACGAGCAGAUGCUGCGUCGCGUUUCGGACUUUGACGCGCGGUUGGCAACGUUGGAGCAAGCAUUAGGUCUCGCGAGUCUGGACUCUACUGUUUCAGACACUGUAGCUGCACCUGUGCUGCCGUCGUUGGCGAUGCUGGAUCAGCAGUUGAGCGCUCUCACGACUGCGACAUCAUUAUCUCAACUUGAAGCGGCGGGGAGUCGGAUUCGAAAUCUCAAAAUUGAGGCGGAACAAGCGCGAGCCACUACCAACGGCGAAGUCACGGAGGGGGAGACCGUAGCAGCGCUGAGUUCAGAAGACGUGGCCAAGCUACAAAAACUCUACGAACUUCUCCCAGCACUUCAGGCCUCGCUCCCUGUGGUGCCGUCCAUGCUCGCACGGUUGCGCAGUCUGCGGACACUACACACGACUGCUGCCAGCGCGGCCAGCGAGUUGGAAGAGCUCGAGCAGCGACAGACGGAGACGGAGAAGGAGAUCAAGGCGUGGCGGGAGGGGUUGGAGAGGGUGGAGCGUGCGGUGGGAGAGGCGAGCGAGAGUAACGGGCGGAAUGGGAAGGUGGUGGAGGGGUGGGUUAAGGAAUUGGAGGAGAGGAUGAAUGGUUUGCGAUGAAAGAAGGGCUCAAAGACUGCGCUGAGCCGCUCACUUUCACAA